AUGUACUCUCGCACUUAUGUCCUUACAACUGCAAUACUCUUGGCUCUUGGAUUUGCUCUUGCUGAGGUUAAUGAUUCUCCGAUUUUCUUUCCAUUAGUGAAGGAUUGUGAUUGGACAGAACUUACUUUUACAUUCACAUCUCCAGCAUUACAAUCCCCAUCCCCAUCAGAUUCUAUCGGCGGACCAUACAACAGAUCUCGCAGUCUCAGUAGAAGCUAUCAUCGACCGAUCGUACUGAACUUUCGCGGUGGUGGUGUUGCUGGUGUAAAGCUCGACUCUUCAACCAAUAAAUCUUCAUCAAACUCAUCAUCAUCCGCAGCGACCGAGGGAUGGAAGAAUAGCAUAGCGUCUGGCUUGGCAUCGGUUUGUGCCAAGACUUUAUUACAACCCUUUGAUACCAUCAAAACUGUGCAACAACAUUCGCAAAGAGAAACCACUCUCACUCUAAUGGAAGCCAUGCAAGUUGUCGUGCAACGUGAGGGUAACUGGAAGGAUUUGUACGCGGGACUAGUCGUCUCGGCAUUGGGGAGUAUUCCUUCCAUUAGUCUCUAUUAUGGAAUAUAUUCCUACUGCAAACGAGUCUUGUUCUCGUGGAUGCUGGAAGCAAAACAACAAAAGAAAGGAAAUAUAGGUGCUGCUAGAGGAUCGAACCAAGCACUCCGAUUGCUGGCAGUGGCCAUGGCAGCAGCUAUUGGCAAUACCAUUGCAUCCUUUUCGCGAGUACCCUACGAGGUUGUCAAGCAAAAGCUUCAAACAGGACAGUACGCCAAUACCGUUGACGCCCUUGUGUCUUUGUUUCGUCAUAGUGGUUUCAGAGCCUUCUUUCCUCCCGGAGGUAUUGCCAUCCAAAUGUUGCGCGAUGUCCCGUAUGCCAUUGUCACUCUAUUGGUGUACGAAUAUCUGCGGGAUGUUUGGAAUGCCGACCAAGAUCGUCAAGUAUGGAAGGAUAUGACGAUCGGAGCCAUUGCAGGAGGUGCUGGAUCCUUCUUGACCAAUGGACUAGAUGUACUUAAGACAAGACUCCAGACAAGUCCCCCCGAAGUGUAUGGGGGAUCUAUAGUCAAGUGCGCUCGCAUCACGUUCCAAGAAGGUGGCAUCUCGGCGUUUUUACGGGGAAGUACUUCGCGACUCAUGCACAAGAUGCCCGCCAAUGGCUUUUUCUUUUACUUUUUCGAAUUAUUUCGGACCCUAUUAAAAGUGGAGCGGUCAACCCUGGAACAGCAGGAAACAUCAAAUGGUACCAAGUUGAAGGGAUAG
This is a messenger RNA of Cylindrotheca closterium, 1257 nucleotides long. Lineage: Eukaryota; Bacillariophyta; Bacillariophyceae; Bacillariales; Bacillariaceae. The record is from the annotation of a GenBank genome assembly.